Molecule: messenger RNA, 1470 nt
Organism: Capsella rubella
Lineage: Eukaryota; Viridiplantae; Streptophyta; Magnoliopsida; Brassicales; Brassicaceae
Exons: 2
Coding region: 1-1149 (382 amino acids)
Source: RefSeq, a predicted model, not a curated record
AUGACAAAACUAUUGGUCUUGUGUCUUGUUUUGAGUUCGUUAUUGAUGUUUGGAAACAGCACAGAGUCGGAUAGUGAAGAAGUCAUCGUGAAAGACGGUCACCGCGUUGUUGUUGUGGAGUAUGACGCAGACGGCAAAACCAACACUAGAGUCUUGAUUCAACCGCCGGGGAAAGAGGAAGAGAAGAGAAUAGACAAAGGAGAAGAAGUGUUUGGGAAUGCGAAGAGAGAAACGGCGUCGUCUUUGUCAGAAGAGAAGGAGCUCGAACGCCACCUGUCUCCAGGGGAACUCGUAUGCGAUGCGUUAGGCAAGUGUAAGCACAAGAUGGCGACUGUGCUGGGGAAAGUCAAGGAUCUCACUGCUGGUAAUGAACUAUACCAUGAAACAACGAAAGAGACCGUCGCACGUACGGCACGUGACGUAGAAGAGAAAGCUCGUGAAGUGGAGGAACCGGUGAAUGAAAGGGCCACAAAGGAGGCCCAUAAGGCCCAAAACGUUUGGGAGAAGGCAAAGAUCGCGGUCCGUGGGAUAGGUACUAUGGUUGGGACAGCGCUAGGACUGACGAAGAUUGGGAGCGUGAUGGGUCUGGUGGGGAUCGCUGCGGCGUACGGGAUGUGCGUGUGGGUGACGUUCGUGUCAGGCUACGUAUUGGCUUCGGUGCUUGGGAGGCAGCAGUUCGAUGUGGUGCAGAGCAAGAUGUAUCCGGUCUACUUCAAGGCAGUCUCUGUAGGGAUUCUGAUUGGGUUAUUAGGACACGUCAUCAGCCGGCGCCGGAAGGUUUUUACUGACGCGGUGGAUAUGUGGCAAGCCGUUAACCUCUUGUCCUCGAUCUUGAUGGUCGAAGCUAAUGCUUCAUUUGUUGACCCACGAGUGACUAAGGCAAUGUUUGAGCGGAUAAAAGCUGAAAAAGAAGAAGGAAGAGGACUUGACACGUCUGAGUCACAUUCCAGUGAAACAGCGGCUCGAACCAUCGGUAAGAAGGUUAGAGAGAAGAUGGACGAGGCCGGUGGGGUGAAUCAGCGACUGAGAAAGCUAAGUGAGAGGCACUGUACGUUAAAUGCGUACUCAUCGCUGCUAAAUUUACUAACUUUCAUGUCUCUCACUUGGCACUUUGUGUAUCUCGGCCAUCGACUAAGCCUUACUUGUUGACGGAUCAAGCCAUCGGAUACAUAUACAUUCGUUGUUUUUUUAUAUUGGCUGGUUCAAAUGUUUGUUUUACGUAUCUCGUGUGUGUGGAGGAUAGUAGUUUUUGGAUGAUUAUUCAACGCAAAUUCCAAAACACCUCUCUCCAUGGUUUAGAUAAGAGUAUCUUAGAUUGUUUUUCUUUGAUUAUGUACAUAUAUUUUCGUCCAUUAUUAGUCCUAAUCUGAUUAAUUAAUACAUUACAUUAAAUGAAAACGAAAUUUUUAGUUUUUAUGACAUGUAUAUAUGAUUAAUAUCUUAAAAAUGUUCAAUGAAUAUAUUUUCCUA